AUGGAUUCAUGUAAUGUCCCGUUAGAGGCUGGACAGUUGGACACUUUCGAGUGGCAUCCGGCCGAUCUGAUCCGGCCGCCUGCCGAUGGCCAGAAUCCCUACUUUGCGCUUAUUGUGCUCAACCAGCCCCUGCAAACUAACCGGAGUGUGAUCCGCCAACUAUGGAAUAACGCAUACAUCCGCAUCGCCGCCGAUGGCGGCGCGAACCGCCUGUAUGACGCAGCUGGGAAACAUGGCGAUGGCUGCUUUGACGACCUACAUUCCAUAAUUGGCGACCUGGACAGCCUGACAACAACAACACAGGCCUACUACGAAACCAGGAAUGCCGACAUCAUCCGCGACCCCGACCAGGAGUCAACCGACUUUGGCAAGUGUGUGGCCUACAUCAGACAGCAUCACCAGGCACUCCCUGCCCAACACCAAAAUGUAGAUGAGGCAAGAACACACGCGAGACCACCACCCGACAUCGUCGCCAUCGGCGGCCUCGGGGGGCGCGUCGACCAGGGCCUGAGCCAGCUGCAUCACCUGUAUCUCUUCCAGACAGACCCGCGCUACGCCGAUGGGCGGUUGUACCUCUUUAGCGGGGAGAGCCUGACCUUUCUGCUCAAGCCAGGGCGGCAUAUUAUUCGAGUGAGGAAUGAUGAAGGAGGAGAGGAGAAGGAGAAGGGGUGCGGUGGUGUAUUUGGCAAGCACGUGGGCAUCUUGCCUAUCGGCGGGACGAGCCGCAUCACGACCAAGGGGCUGGAGUGGGAUGUCACGGACUGGGAGACGAGGUUUGGCGGGCGGGUUAGCACGAGUAACCAUGUGCUGCCAGACACCAAGGUGGUGGAGGUGCGGACGACCGAGGAGGUGCUGUUUACAAUUGCGCUGACUGCGGGAGAGGGGCAGUGGUAGGUUAUUGAAUAUUUGUUGUGCAUGACAAGUCAGGGAAACGGAGCUGGAAAGGUGCAUGCAUAGACGGUGGAAUAGUUGGCAGGAAUGAAU
Molecule: messenger RNA, 984 nt
Organism: Parathielavia appendiculata
Lineage: Eukaryota; Fungi; Ascomycota; Sordariomycetes; Sordariales; Chaetomiaceae
Product: thiamine pyrophosphokinase
Exons: 3
Coding region: 1-894 (297 amino acids)
Biological process (GO): thiamine metabolic process; thiamine diphosphate biosynthetic process
Molecular function (GO): thiamine binding; thiamine diphosphokinase activity; ATP binding
Source: RefSeq, a predicted model, not a curated record